This is a messenger RNA of Kalmanozyma brasiliensis GHG001, 834 nucleotides long. RefSeq lists its product as uncharacterized. Lineage: Eukaryota; Fungi; Basidiomycota; Ustilaginomycetes; Ustilaginales. The coding region runs from base 1 to 834 and encodes 277 amino acids. The record is from RefSeq and is a predicted model, not a curated record. The transcript has a single exon.
AUGGUGAAAGCGUAUCCUGGCGAGUUGCACGCCAAACCGGCGCGGCCGGCGACGCUCUUGGAAUUCCUCUUUGCCAACAUCCUCCCUAUCCUCAUCACGAUCAAGCUCUACAUCUCCGGCUUCCCUGGUGCGCUCUUCGAACAACUUCGUCAUCCAUCGCCGAUCAACCUCAUCAAUCCUUUUCACUGGAAGUCGCUCAUCUUCUCGCACGGCUUUCCCGUGGUGCUGCGUACGUCCGACGAGAUGUAUGUCAACAUGAAGCGGCCUUUGCUCCGAUCUGCCUAUGGACGGGUGCUCGAGGUGGGUGCUGGAGCCGGCGAUAGUGUGGGUCACUAUGACGCCAGCAAAAUCGAAAGGUUGUUCUGUAUGGAGCCGUAUGCACCGUUGCGCGCGCAAUUGGUCUCCAAGCUCGAGCGAGUGGGUCUGGCUAAGAAGAGCACGGUUGUGCCGGUGGGUCUGGACAAGACCAGCCGCCCCGCCCUCCUCCAAGCCGGCAUCGAACCAGAAAGCCUCGACACCAUCGUCCUCUUCCAGGUCCUCUGCUCGAUUCCCGACCCAAAGAGCCAUUUGGAGUUCUUGCAGGGUCUCUUGAAGAAGGGCGGCCAGAUCAUCCUCUUCGAACACGUCGGCAGCAAACAUACGCUAGCAAGGAUCAUUCAGACCCUAUGGACACCCGUGUGGAGCUUCAACUUCGGCGGGUGCCAGCUCAACAGGGAUAGUGGCGAAUGGCUGAAGGGCCUGGGUGGAUGGAAGGAGGUCGAUCUGCAAAGACCUGUUCACGAGACCUCUGCCGAUCUAGUACCCCAUGCUGUUGGGCGCCUUGUCAAAGCUUGA